Messenger RNA from Xenia sp. Carnegie-2017, 987 nucleotides. RefSeq names its product methionyl-tRNA formyltransferase, mitochondrial-like. The record is from RefSeq and is a predicted model, not a curated record. Gene Ontology annotation, molecular function: methionyl-tRNA formyltransferase activity. Lineage: Eukaryota; Metazoa; Cnidaria; Anthozoa; Malacalcyonacea; Xeniidae. Gene Ontology annotation, cellular component: mitochondrion. The transcript is spliced from 10 exons. The coding region runs from base 1 to 903 and encodes 300 amino acids. Gene Ontology annotation, biological process: biosynthetic process; conversion of methionyl-tRNA to N-formyl-methionyl-tRNA.
AUGGUGAAAUGUUUCAUUGUUCUAGGAUAUAAAAAAGCACCAAAACUACAGAUUGUGAGAGAAUAUGCGUUACAAAACAACAUAAGAAUCCAUAAGUGGCCUUUAGACAAAGAAAAAUUUGAUAUUUUCUAUAAAUUUGAUCUUGGUAUUGUCGUCUCAUUUGGUUAUUUUAUACCAGCAGAGAUAAUAAAUAAUUUUCCAUGCGGUGCAAUAAAUGUUCAUCCUUCAUUACUACCAAGAUGGCGAGGUCCGUCUCCCAUUGCACAUACCAUCCUCCAGGGUGACACUGAAACUGGCGUCUCCGUUAUCGAACUGUCUCCAAAAAAAUUUGACGCUGGAAAAAUACUGACUCAGGAGAAGAUUCAGAUUUCUCCGCACCAAACAUACGAAGAUUUAAAGGAAGAACUUUCAGAACUCGCUUCGAACACGUUGUUGGAUGUUUUAAUGAAUUUAACAGCGCUGCGACGUUCUGCUGUUGCUCAAGAUAAAACUAAAGUCACCCAAGCACCAAAAUUGUCAAAAACGAUCGGCUACAUACGAUGGAGCGAGCAUACUUGUGAAGAUAUUCUACGGCUUCAUAAAGCUAUUGGCAACAGAUUUGGUUUAAAAUGUAAGUGGAAAGGAAAAAUUGUAAAGUUAGAAACAUUCACUGGCUGUGAGGAUGAUAAAGAAUUGACAAGGACGCAAGUCAAUGCAGAUUUUGGACAAUUUUUUUAUGAUUCCGAUAACAAUGUUCUUUAUAUAAAAUGCAAGGAUGGCUGGAUUGGUUGCUUGUCGUUACGUCUUGAAUAUAGAAAAUCGAUGUCAGCAAAAGAGUUUGUCAAUGGUUAUGUCGUCCAUAAACAAACAGGAGAGAUUAACUUCAGUCGUUUUGAAGACAUGAUUAAUGAUAGUAAUGAAUAAUCUAGUUGCUGAUAUCAAUAAUGUACUUUGAUUGAAAUUUUUAAAGUCUGAUUUUUUUGGUAAAUAAAUUUUUUUCAUAAUGCA